AUGUCCUUACAAAACUUCUCAGAUGAAGACUUGUAUUUAGAUGAACCAUAUUUACUAUCUGACAAAGAAUCAGAUUCUGAUGAAGAAACAUCUUUAUCUUUAGAUGAGGAACAACAUUUAUUGUUAAAUGAAGAGCCGCAUUUGUCAUUAGAUGAAAAGUCGAACUUGUCAUUAAAUGAACCUUUAAAUAACACAUCUUCUUUAAAUAAAGAAUCAUCUAAUACAUUUGCUCAAAGUGUCAAAAGAAAAAUUAGUAAUAUAAAAAAUUCUAAUACUAAAAAAAGCCUAAGCUGGGAAAGAACAAAAUUAAUAAAAAAGUUAAAUGCAAUGUAUGGAUUGGUAAUAAUGAUAAAAAAAAAGUGUCUAAGUGAUUUUGAACUUACAACUAGCACAACGAAUCUAGCUGCUCACCUUCGAACUGAAUACAGAUUAAAUAAAAAUGGAUCUUUAUUGCCACUAAGUGGUGCACAAGGGACAACCCAAUUACAACCUACUCAAUCAGAUCCAUUGCAAUAUACACUGUCAGAAUUGUUUAGUUGUAAAAUACCAUUAUCAAAAAAAAACAAAACAGAAUUACUUCCUGAAUUUUAUCUUAGAUAA
Racocetra fulgida is the source of this 600-nucleotide messenger RNA. The record is from the annotation of a GenBank genome assembly. Lineage: Eukaryota; Fungi; Glomeromycota; Glomeromycetes; Diversisporales; Gigasporaceae.